CCACGUGCACACAUGGCAAGGCGCGCGGCCGCCUAUCUGCAUCGCCUCAAAAACGAGAGAUGCCCGCUGCCCCUUCCCGCUCGUGCCCGUCCGGCGUAUCUCGCGGCGCCCCGUCCGGCAGGUGGCCUGCUCUGCCCUCGGCUGCGUUUCGUUGACCAGCUCCGGGCACCGCUUAUAAGCCACACUGCCCGCACCACGGCAGCUUUGUUCCUUCCUCCUCUAGUCCACCGCCCCAAGACAGCUCGAGAGAACGGGAGCGGGAGACCAUGGCGAACAGCACGCGUUGCAUGGCGCUGUUCUUGCUCAUUGGCGUGGCUGCUCCAGCGGUUUUGGCCGUCACCGAUGGACUUUUGCCCAACGGAGACUUCGCCCAGCGGCCGGACAAGUCCCAAAUGAAGGGCGUGGUGAUAACAGGGCGCCACGCGGUACCUUGCUGGGAGAUCUCUGGGUUCGUGGAGUACAUCGAGCCCGGGCACAGGGAGGGAGACAUGAUCCUGGCCCUGCCGGAGGGCGCGUCCGCCUUGCGGCUGGGCAACGACGCCACCAUCCAGCAGCCGAUCAACGUCACACCUAAGACAUACUACUCCGUCAGCUUUAUGGCCGCGCGGUCAUGCGCCCAGGCCGAGAAGCUGAACGUGUCUGUCGACCCGGAAUUCGGCGUGCUUCCGAUUCAGACAGUGUACACCAGCACCGGCUGGGACACCUACUCGUGGGCGUUCAAGGCCAGGCACAGCACCGUGUCGCUGCGCAUCCACAACACCGGCGUCGAGGAGGACCCGGCGUGCGGCCCCCUCAUCAUCGCCGUCGCGAUCAAGACCCUUUCUCCUCCUCACCGCACCAAGGGGAACCUGCUGAGGAACGGCGAUUUCGAGCUAGGGCCGUACAUCUUCCCCGGCACGCCGUGGGGUGUGCUGGUGCCGCCGAUCCUGGAGGACGUGCACUCGCCGCUGCCCGGGUGGAUGAUCAUGUCCGACACCAAGGUGGUCAAGUACGUGGACGCGCCGCACCACGCCGUGCCGCACGGCGCGCGCGCCGUGGAGCUGGUGGCCGGCAGGGAAUGCGCGCUGCUGCAGGAGGUGGUCACCGUGCCCGGGUGGUCGUAUAGGCUGUCCUUCUCCGUCGGAGACGCGGCCAACGGGUGCAAGGGUUCCCUAGCGGUGGAGGCGUACGCGGCGAGGGAGAGGAUCAAGGUGCCGUACGAGUCCCUUGGCACGGGCGGGUCCAAGCCCGCCGUGCUCGAGUUCACGGCGAUCGCCAACAUGACGCGCGUGGUGUUCCAGAGCUCGGACCAUCUCAUGACAUCCAACGCCACGUUGUGUGGGCCCGUCCUUGACGAUGUCUUGCUCGUCGGAGUGCGCAAGCCCGCUGCCAGGCGGCUGCGUUUGUAGAGUACGCAACAGUUUAGUCUCUGCCGUUGGUGCCCUAGUCUCCACAUGCCACACUAGAUUUUGAAUGCGCCUGACGUAUGUGCCUACCUGAUGUGCGUGUUUCUCUCCUUUGUCUUCCCAAAAGAUGAGCUAAAGAGGAAAGGAAGUUCAUGUCAA
Molecule: messenger RNA, 1544 nt
Organism: Lolium perenne
Lineage: Eukaryota; Viridiplantae; Streptophyta; Magnoliopsida; Poales; Poaceae
Product: protein DUF642 L-GALACTONO-1,4-LACTONE-RESPONSIVE GENE 2-like
Source: RefSeq, a predicted model, not a curated record